This is a messenger RNA of Beta vulgaris subsp. vulgaris (sugar beet), 907 nucleotides long. RefSeq lists its product as uncharacterized. The transcript has 2 exons. Gene Ontology annotation, molecular function: zinc ion binding. NCBI's taxonomy places the organism in Eukaryota, Viridiplantae, Streptophyta, Magnoliopsida, Caryophyllales, Amaranthaceae. The record is from RefSeq and is a predicted model, not a curated record. Bases 434 to 907 code for a protein of 157 amino acids.
AAAAAAAUUUGACAUUUUUUACUCAUAAUCUCACAUUUUCUGAAAUUAUACAGAAGAGAAACGAAAAUAAACCCAAAACAAAAAAAAGAACGAAACGAAAAUGAAAAAAAGGAACAAAAACUAAUAUACAGAAGAGAAGAAAUUAGGAAAAAUUGAUUUUAUCAGUCCCAACUUUGGCCGUCCUGAUAAAAAUAGUCCCAACUUCCAUUUUUUAUUGUUCAGUCCCAACUAUUGGGGGUACUUUACACACGUGGACCCAGCAGGUUACCAACCUGCUAAUGCAGGUGAACAAUAGUCACGUGCCUCCACGUGACCUUGUUAGUUAAAGGCACCCACACUUUCCCCCCCAAAAACAUAAUCUCACACUCUCUUCCUCCUUCCUACCUUCUACGAAAAACCCAAACUUUCCUCCUUCGAAAUUUGCAAAUCUCCCAUGGCAGCACAACACUCAUCAGGAUCCAGCAAUUCAAGGGGGAGUGGAAGAGAGGUUCAACUGAAAUGCUACCAUAACAUCCCAGCAAGACAAAGAACCUGCAAACAUGGAGCGAACAUGGGGAAGAAAUUUUUGGGUUGUUCUAAGUGGCCUGGCACAUCUGAUUGUGGGUUCUUCAAAUGGGAGGAGGACAAUGAAGGACAAUGCCAUGGAUGUGAGUUUUUGCAGAUGAAGUUAUUGGAGCAAUACACAAUAUUUGGUGAAUUUGAAUUGCAGUUCAAAAGUGUGGAGGAAAAGUUACAGAAGUUGAAAUUGAAGAAAGAGAAGAUGGAGGAAGCAAUGCACAGUAUGAGUGAUGAAAUGUUGAAGAUGCGUUUUGAGAGUUUGAAGACUGCCAAAGGGGAAAAUUAUGCUGUAAUUGCUCUAGGCUUGUCAUGGGUUCUGUUUGUAAUCCUUGCAAUUUGGUUGUACUAA